This is a messenger RNA of Lolium perenne, 1932 nucleotides long. Its product is annotated as glycerol-3-phosphate acyltransferase 1. Lineage: Eukaryota; Viridiplantae; Streptophyta; Magnoliopsida; Poales; Poaceae. The record is from RefSeq and is a predicted model, not a curated record. Gene Ontology annotation, biological process: cutin biosynthetic process. Gene Ontology annotation, molecular function: glycerol-3-phosphate 2-O-acyltransferase activity; phosphatase activity. Gene Ontology annotation, cellular component: membrane.
UGUGAAGCUUGCGCCAGUACCGUUGUGCGCACAGGCGUAGAGAUGUUCCUCCGCCGCAUCCCCAGGAUAGCCGCCCACUGGAUCAUCAACUUGUACCGCGCGGCGGGAAAGCUCCUCAGCGAUGCCUUCCAGUACAACCGUAACUCCAUUACCAGACUAUCCACCGCCGGCGCCGCCGCCUCCAGGUGCACCAUCCCGUCCGCAGUAGAUAAGACGGUAGUGUUUGACUUCCACGGCGGGCUCCUGAGAUCCAGCGCUAUCUUUCCCUACUUCGUGCUCGUCGCCUGCGAGGGCGGCAGCCUGCUCCGAGCGUUCCUCCUGCUCUGCUCCUUCCCCCUCGUCUGGAUCAUGGGCGAGCACGCCGGCGCUGGUAUCCGGGUCAUGGCGUUCGUCACCUUCGUCGGGCUCAGGCCACAGGACGCUGAACUCGUGGCCCGCGCCAUCCUGCCCAAGUUCUACAUGGAGAGGCUUAACGCGCAGGUGUACGACCACCUGUGGCUGCCGGCGACGAGGAAGGUGGCGGUGACGAGCGCGCCUAGGGUGAUGGCGGAGUGGUUCCUGAAAGAGUACAUGGCCGCAGACGUGGUGGUCGGAUGUGAACUUCAGAUUGUUAAGGUUGGAGGCCGCUGUUACUUCACCGGGCUGCUGUGCGAGCCAGAUCAAGGGACGUCGGCAUUGAGAGAAGUGUUCAGAACGGACGGCGCCAUGGCCGACGUUGGCGUCGUCCGCAACUCCAACCCACUUGAUCACUGCGCCAUGGCCGACGUUGGCGUCGUCCGCAACUCCAACCCACUUGAUCACUUCUUCCUCCGCUAUUGCAAGGAACUCUAUAGAGUGACCAAGGAGAGCACCAAGACCGCUCAUCUUCCACGUACGAGGUACCCGAAGCCGCUCAUCUUCCACGACGGCCGCCUCGCCUUCCUCCCCACCUCCUCCGCCACGCUCGCCUUCUUCCUCUUCCUUCCGCUCGGGCUCACACUCUCCGUCAUCCGUAUCUCCAUCGGCAUCGGUCUACCCUACAAAAUCAGCUUUGCGGCUGGAGCGCUCUUGGGAGUCCGCUUACGCACCUCUGGCCUCGCGAAAAACAUGGCGGCCAAGCGCAGGGGCGUCCUGUUCGUGUGCACCCACCGGACUUUGGUCGACCCCAUCAUGCUCACGGCGGCGCUGCAAAAGCCCGUGCCAGCGGUAACCUACAGCCUUAGCCGGCUCUCGGAGAUCCUGGCGCCCAUCAAGACGGUGCGGCUCACGCGCGACCGCGAACGCGACGCCGCCAUGAUGUCGCGGCUGCUGGAGCAGGGAGACCUCGCGGUCUGCCCCGAAGGCACGACAUGCCGGGAGCCCUACCUUCUGCGGUUCAGCCCGCUGUUCGCCGAGCUCGCCGACGACAUGGAGCCCGUGGCGCUGGACGCGCGGGUGACGUUGCUGUACGGCACGACGGCGAGCGGCCGCAAGUGGCUUGACCCCGUGGCGUUCUUCGCUAACCCGGCGCCGGCCUACCGCGUAGAGUUCCUUGGCGCUGUGCCGCGGGAUCAGACGCGCGCAGGGGGGAGGACCGGAGCCGAGGUCGCGAACUGGGUCCAGCAGCGGCUCGGUGAGGCGCUUGGGUUCGAAUGUACUGGGCUUACUCGCCGCGACAAGUACACUAUGCUCGCCGGAACCGACGGUGUGGUUCGCAAGUAGAGAGGAAAAUUAGCCAACACUGGUUACUGUAAAUAGGAGUAUAUAUGUUCGGAAGUUGUGGGGUUCUAUAUUCUAUCACUCCCGUGAAAAUGAAAAAUGCUUGUCUGCCAGGGUGGAUAAGCAAAUGCUUGUAUAGAAAUCUAUUCAAAGUAAAGUCCAUCAUCAUCUCGUGAACUUUAUGUAAGCCAUAGCUUCAUCUUGUCGUCAUGCCUUAUUUUUUUGAAAUAAGAAAUUGCCCCGGCCUCUAAGAGA